This is a messenger RNA of Oldenlandia corymbosa var. corymbosa, 2295 nucleotides long. NCBI's taxonomy places the organism in Eukaryota, Viridiplantae, Streptophyta, Magnoliopsida, Gentianales, Rubiaceae. The record is from the annotation of a GenBank genome assembly.
AAAAGCUAUAUUGAGAGAGGAAACAAUUGGUCAAAAAAUAUUUAGAAAAAGAAAAGGAAAAUAUUGUUGAGUUUCCUCUCCAUUGUAUGCGGUGGUUUUAAUGUUCUAAGAGAGAGAGAGAGGCAAUCCUCUCCUCCCCCUCCCACCUACUAUCGCUUUCUCCAUUGAUGCCACCCUCCCUCGUCGUCCCAUCAUCGGACGACGAGUGGGACAUUUCAUCUUGUCCUCCUCCUCAAACAUCAACAACACAUUGUUGUUCUUGACAAAUUAUUACAAAAUCGUAUAUCAAAUUAGUGUUUUUUUUUUUCUCCUCAUUGACAAUUUAGAUUCUUUUUAUUUACAUAUAUAAUUGGAAUCAUCAUGGCACCUGCAUUGAAACCAUUCCAAUUACUGGAAAUCAAUGUGAUCUCGGCUCAAGAUUUGGAACCAGUCUCCAAGAAAAUGAAAACCUAUGCGACUGCAUGGGUGAAUACUAGGAGGAAACUCUCUAGCCGUGUGGAUGCGGGUGGCCAUGUCAAUCCUACAUGGAAUGAUAAAUUUGUUUUCCGGGUUGAUGAGGAAUUUCUCCGACAAGAUACCUCCGCCGUGCAAAUCGAAAUCCACGCCGUGCAUUGGUUUAAAGACACCCUUGUCGGCAGCGUUCGAGUCCUUGUUGGUAACCUCAUUCCCCCUCUCCUCCGAUCCCAACGUCACAAUAGUCAUGUUGGCAUGCGUUUUGUAGCCCUCCAGGUGCGUCGUCCAUCGGGUCGUCCACAAGGGAUAUUGAAUAUUGGGGUAACAUUGCUUGAUAGCUCUAUGAGGAGCAUGCCCUUAUACACACAAUUAAGCACAUCCGCGGUCGGGUAUCGUGAUUUUAUGGGCGAAGAUGAUUCCUACCUUCACAAUACUACCCUGAACAAUGGCAGUGUCCAAAACUCGAGCUUAAUGGCGAAGAACACCAACGCUAAUGCGUCGAUUGUGAAGCCGAUUUUGCGACGAACAAAGAGUGAGCGUAGUGAGCGUGUGACAUUUGACAAUAGUUCUACAGCUGGUUCAAUGGUGUCAAUCCCAUUGAAGAAGAGAACGGCUCUGGAGAAGGAUAAUUCCAUCAUUAGCAUUUCAAAUGAACCAUUUAAAGGUUUUCCUAAGAAAGGGAAGGCAAGUUCAGUGAUUAGUGGUGCUGAAUUAAGAGAGAAAAAGUCUCAUAAGGGCAGAGGAAGAAAAGGGAGUUCAGUUGUGAGUGAUUCAAUUAUGAGUAAAGAAUCAUCUUUCAUUAAGCCAACUACGAAUUCAACAAAGAGAAAUGAUGUAAAAGUUGGUGACAAAGAGAAGGUUGGUGGAAGUGAAAAGGAAAAAACCGGUUCUGAUCAUAGCAAUGCAACUGAUCCACAAGCUAAAGGAGUUGAUGACAAAUAUGUCACAGUUUCCAAGACAGUGCCUCCGCUGAGGGACCCGCCUAAGAUGAUGGCCAUUGGAAAGCCCAUUCCGAAGUUGAAUGGAUAUGAAUAUGGCGGCCCAAGAAUGACCGGUAACAAAUACGUGGUUGGGGCCCCUUAUAAGGCCAACUCUAUUUGGUCGGAUUCUGAGGUGGGCCCUUCCCCGUCGGAGGUGGCUGCGGCGAUGGCGGAAAGAAAAUAUCCUUUAGAUGAGGAACGGAGUUCGGUCUUGGAUGGCUGGAGCAUAGAUGAAAGUGUGGAAGGACUUAGGUCGAAACUAGAGAGGUGGCGAACGGAACUCCCGCCAUUGUAUGAUCGCGGUUACGCCUCGAGUAGCUUCCGAUCGACCGGACAACAUAAACGGAGGAACACCGAUGGUAGCACCGGGAUGUUCUCAUGCUUUGGUAACAUAUAUGGUUAUGAAUGCCAAUGCAUUUGUGGCAAGCCACCGGAAAGGAAAACUCUGAGUGCAAGGUACCAAAGCCCAUCUGUUGGUAGUCGAUCAUUCUUCUAAACAAGAAAAGCCCAGGUAAAGAAAUGGGCUGGUCUGUGAUCAAUGUCUAUAAUCUAUUUGAAGAACAAAUGCGGUGUCCAAUUCCUGAACCUGGGCUCGAGCCUCUUUAAAGAAAAAAGAUGUCUGGAAAAUAAAAGAUUAAUCACAGGUCUAUCUUUGUUGUUGCAACUUAGGUCACUCUUUUCUUGCUCAUCUCUUCUAAUCACUGUUUUUGUUUUUUUUUUUUUGUUUUUUUAAUUUGGUUUGUUUGUUUGUAAAGUAAGACAAAUUACUAAUCAGCAUUUGCUUCUGCUGUGCAUUGUGGAUUUACUCAACUAUUUGUCUAUGUAUAUUAAUUUGUGGGAUAAGUAUGUAUUGAAUUUCAUG